Messenger RNA from Priapulus caudatus, 396 nucleotides. RefSeq lists its product as uncharacterized. The transcript is spliced from 2 exons. NCBI's taxonomy places the organism in Eukaryota, Metazoa, Priapulida, Priapulimorpha, Priapulimorphida, Priapulidae. The record is from RefSeq and is a predicted model, not a curated record. The annotation marks the transcript as partial.
AUGGGCACGCGUGGUGUGGUGCUCAGCGACACCACGCUCUUCAACCUGUCUGAGCUGGAGCGACUCGCCCUACACAACAUCGCACUCGCCAAGCUGCAGGCCAUGGACCUCGGCUGCGGCAUCGCCAUACCGAAAGUAGUUACGAACGCGCCGUCGCAGCGUUACCACGUCAGCGUCUGCGUCAGCUUCAAUGUGCACAUUACCGUCCCCGUCAGCGUCAGCGUCAAGGUGCGCAUUACCGUCCCCGUCAGCGUCAGGGUUCCCGUUAGCGUCAAGGUGCCCGUUAGCGUCAGCGUUAACGUCCCCGUCAACGUUAACGUCCCCGUCAGCGUCAGCAUCAAGGUGCCCGUUAGCGUCAACGUUAACGUCCCCGUCAGCGUCAGCAUCAAGGUGCCC